AUGGUACAGUCUCUCACCCAAUCGAGCGAAGAUAAACUCAGUUUAGAAGUGCUCGCCUAUUUAAUACACGCAUUUCUUAUCAAAUUCGGGAAAUUACAAGGAUUAAAUAAGAAUGACUUUACUAGUUGGCUCAAUGUUUUGUCUUCCUCCUACGGAAGCGUGUACAAACUAUUGAACGAGACUUCUAUCUUGAAACUGUGGGGGAAUAGUGUAGAGAAGGACACGUUUGUUAGUUGUUUUACGAAACCAAUUUGGUUGCUUUUCGAGUCGGAACAAUACACAAAAUCAGCAGAAAUCAAGUCAAUCUUUUUCAACAUUAUCGCUAUAUCAGUAAUAUCCCAUGGACAAUCUUUCAGCUCCCAAACAUCUAUCAUACAGAAUCUUGAGUAUUAUGAACAUCUUGGUGAGCCAAUGGCCGAGCUUUUGAGUCACCUCGAUCAUCAGUUCAAUGAGACAGACUUAACGCACAACUGUUUAGUGGAUGUUUCCAACCGUACGUUCUCGGGAGCUGAUUUGAAAGCCCCACGGUCAUUUUCCAGGUUUAUUAUCAAAUUGACUCAACUGUCGCCUGCACUGGUACUCAAACAUGUCGUUCUCCUACAAUCGCAUAUUGAUAGUGACGCAUAUACAAUGCGUAAUGCUAUCAUUGAGUGUUUUGGUAUACUUAUCACUCACUUGUCGACACUUAACGACGAAUCCACUGAUACGGAAUCACAACAAACGCAGAUCCAGUCUUUCUUUGCUGUUCUCACAGACCGUUUCCUUGACAAUAACAGCUACGUACGGUCAAAAGUAAUACAGACAUACUUGAAAUUAGUUGAGCUACCUACGAAAUUCCCGAAGCAACGAAUCGAGCUGCUCGAAAGUACGAUCAGACAUCUGAGCGAUAAGAGCUCAACUGUGAGGAAGAAUGCGACGUCACUCAUCAUAAAGCUCAUUCUAACCCAUCCAUAUGGUAUGCUCCAUGGCGGACGCCUCAAUCAGAAGGAGUGGAUGGAGAGACUACAGUCAGUAGAUACCCAAUUGGCCACCAUAGCUCCAAAACUAGAUGAUGAAAAGCAGCAGGACGAGAAUGAAAUGGAUGAAGAUGAAGGCAGCGAGAAUCGUCGUAAAUCAAAAAAGUUCGCUCGUAAAUCCCAAGCGGCUGCUGAAAAUAUGGCACAGCACGACUCCGACCAAAUUGCGCGUCUGCGUUUGACGAGAUCCUACUACGCCGACGCUUUAGAGUUCAUACAAUUGAUCGAGAAGGCUACACCAACAAUCGCAACCUUACUCUCAUCAACUAACAAAUCAGAAGUACUCGAAGCGAUUGAGUUCUUCAGAGUUGGUUAUGAAUAUGGCAUUCAAUCGUCAGAAAUUGGUGUAAGGAGGAUGAUUCACCUUAUCUGGGCAAAGGAUAAUACCGUCAUUGAAGACGGAAAGGAAGUCAAAGGUGUAAGGGCCCGUGUAAUUGACACUUACAAAUCACUUUACCUUGAUCCUAUCUCUGACCCUAACAUGACUCCUCAGCAGCAAGUAUCACGGAUAUGCAAAAACCUCAUCCAACUGACAUUUAACGCAACCCUCGCGGAGCUCACCUCCCUUGAGGCACUCAUCAGUACCGUUAUGUCCACCGAUGGUAUACAUACCGACGUCAUCAAUAAACUCUGGCAGGUCUACUCAGUACAGAAGGAUAUACCGAAGGCACAGCGUCGAGGUGCGAUCAUCAUAAUAGGUAUGAUGGCUGUUGCCAAAUCGGAUAUUGUACACGAUGGAAUAGACACACUUAUCAAGAUAGGUCUCGGUCCACUCGGAAAGGCCGACCUUGCAUUGGCGAGAUACACCUGCAUAGCCUUACAGAGAAUUUCAGGAUCAGUAAAGAAAGUGAAGGGAUCACUCCAGGAUGCCUCCAUUCGUCUACCAAUGUCUGAACCAAUUUUCAGACGGUUGCAGGAAGCACUUGAGCAUCCAACAACUUCCCAGGCGUGGUUUGGUAUGGCAGAGCAGGCAAUAAACGCGAUUUAUGUCCUUGGAGAACAGCCUGACAUCCUAUGUAAUGUUAUGAUCAAGCAUAUGGCUCAGAAAGCCUUCACUGCAGAAACUCAAGGUGAUGCUAUGCAAACUGAUGAAGAGAGUGACAAAGUAAUAGGAAAUGCCUUCCUUUUAAGUCAGCUUGUCUUCACAGUUGGCCAUGUUGCAAUCAGACACAUCGUGUAUCUCGAGCUCGUCGAGAGGGAACUCAAACGACGCAAAGCUGACGCAGAUGCCGAGAAGGAUUCGAAAAAAGGCAUGAAGCAGAAGCAAGCGGAGGGUAUCGACGAAGUUGCAGGUAAUGCAGAAGAUGAUAUCGGUGAUGGUAUUGCGGCUGUCAAGGAACGUGAAUUGCUUUAUGGGGAAAACAGUCUCUUGGCUAUAUUUGGACCAAUUCUCGCUCACAUUUGCUACAAUCCUCGCCAAUACUCUUUCCCGAUGUUGAGGGCAGCUGCUACGCUCUCACUUUCGAAAUUUAUGUGUGUCAGUUCGAAAUUUUGCGAAGAACACCUCCUUCUACUCUUCAAAAUACUCGAGACAGCCCAAGACCCGACAAUUCGUUGCAACGUUGUCAUUGCAUUGGGUGAUAUCGCGAUCUGUUUCUCUAACUUGAUAGUUGAGAACAGUGAUAAACUCUACGCUGGGCUGGGCGAUAAGGAGAUAGUCGUCAAGAAAAAUACCUUUAUGGUACUCACACACUUGAUUCUCAAUGGAAUGGUUAAAGUGAAGGGUCAGCUAGGUGAAAUGGCUAAAUGUCUCGAUGAUACUGAAUCUCGUAUAUCUGAUCUCGCUAAGUUGUUCUUCACGGAAUUGUCGACAAAAGACAAUGCAGUGUACAACAAUUUACCGGAUAUUAUUUCCCAUCUCUCUGUUGGCGUACACGCUGUAGACGAGGAGACAUUCAAGAGCACGAUGAAGUUUAUCUUCAAGUUCAUUGAGAAGGAAAAGCAAGCGGAGAAUAUCAUCGACAAACUCUGUCAGAGGUUUAGACUCGCAAAUGAGGAGAAACAAUGGCGUGAUGUUGCAUUCUGUCUUUCACUCUUGCCGUUUAAGAGCGAGAGGUCAUUCAAGCGUUUGAUAGAAGGGUUGCCGUACUACCAGGAUAAACUACACGAGCCAAUCGUCUAUAAGCGCUUUACUGAGAUACUUGCAAAAGCACGCUCGAAUAAGGCUACAAAAUCUGACAACGAGAUUAAAGAAUUCGAGGGUGUUCUCGAGAAAGCCAAAGCGAAGAGUGAAGAAGAAGCGCGUUUGGCUGGACGUGCAGCUGGAGAUAAACGCUAUGAAAGACGCAAAUCGAAGAGGCUCUCAGUGCACAUAUCCAAAAACUCGCUCAAAUCAGACGACGAGGAAGAAAAGGAGAAUGUUGGAAACGGAGAGCAUGAACAUGCGAGCGAGGUUGAACAACAAGAAGCUCCAUCUAGCAAGUCAAAUAAGCCGAUAUCCCGUGAAAACACGAUGAAAAUGUCUGACGAAGAAGAAGAAAUCAAGCCAAAAGCAAAAGCACCACGUGGAAGAGCUAAGAAAUCAGCACCACCUCCACGCACGACGCGCAGAACACGUCGUCAAGUCGCUAUAUCAGAUGAAGAUGAGUGA
Molecule: messenger RNA, 3606 nt
Organism: Wallemia mellicola CBS 633.66
Lineage: Eukaryota; Fungi; Basidiomycota; Wallemiomycetes; Wallemiales; Wallemiaceae
Exons: 4
Coding region: 1-3606 (1201 amino acids)
Biological process (GO): mitotic chromosome condensation; mitotic cell cycle; meiotic chromosome condensation
Cellular component (GO): nucleus; condensed chromosome, centromeric region
Molecular function (GO): histone binding
Source: RefSeq, a predicted model, not a curated record